Theileria orientalis strain Shintoku is the source of this 1362-nucleotide messenger RNA. RefSeq names its product coronin. Bases 1 to 1362 code for a protein of 453 amino acids. The record is from RefSeq and is a predicted model, not a curated record. Gene Ontology annotation, biological process: actin filament organization. NCBI's taxonomy places the organism in Eukaryota, Apicomplexa, Aconoidasida, Piroplasmida, Theileriidae. The transcript has 8 exons. Gene Ontology annotation, molecular function: actin filament binding.
AUGGGUUGCAUUAAACUCAAAAAUAUAUUCGGCGAGCACUGGAAGCAGUCUUACCGUGAUUUAAAAAUAAGCCCCAAGCCUACACAGUCCGGCGGUUUAGCUUCCAGCACCACUCAUGUCGCUUUCCCCUGGGAUGUCGGCAGCGGUGGAAUCGUCUCUGUUGUUGACAUUAACAAUUUUGAUAGAAACCCUCCGGUAAUGAAAUUGACAGGCCACACUGGAUCUAUUUUGGACAUGGAUUUUAACAGAUUUCAUGAAAACAUUAUCGCUUCCUCUUCAGAUGAUUUCUCUGUUAAGAUUUGGGACAUUUCGAACGUUCAGUCCAACGAAUUAAACGAGGCGAUGUUCACUCUCAACGGCCACCGGAUGAAGGUCACCAACAUCAAGUGGAAUCCCUGUGUCGACUUCGGACUUCUCACAACCUCCUUUGACUGCUCCGCCAAAGUCUGGUACGUUCAAUUUUUUUUACCUUUUAUUAGGGAUGCUUCAACAGGAAAUGAGUUCUUCUCUGUUUCUAUCAAUGAGCACCCUUCUUCUUGCUCAUGGACUCCGGCUGGGGACAAAAUCCUCGUCGCCACCAAAGAUUCCAACGUCUCUCUUAUCGAUCCCAGGUCUGGAAAAUCUUGCGACAAGUUCAAGGCUCACGACUCCAACAAGUUAACUUGCGCCCUCUGGCUUGGUGGCAGCUAUGGAAACGACCACAUCUUGACCACGGGCUUCCUAAACAACAAGGUUCGUCAACUCAGGGUCUGGGACAGCCGCAAGACUGACACUCACUUGAUAUCCCAUGAAAUAGACAGCUCUCCUUCUCCUCUCAUUCCUCAUUGGGAUCCUCACACUGGCAUUCUUACAAUUGCUUCCAAGGGUGACCUCACUGUUAGAAUAUUCCAAUAUAUGGAGGGCGAGCUUAGCAGGGCUGGAGAGUUUAAGGCUACUGGGUCCCUAAAGUCGUUCUGCAUGGUUCCUACUCAGGUCUGCGAUAGAACCAAGUGUGAAUUGGGUCGAUUUUUGUUCAACACGGACUGCAAACAGAUCAACGCCACUUCCCUCUACAUCAUCAGACGCAGUUCUUCAACCACAAUGAGCGAUCUCUAUGCUGAGCCCUUUGAGAACAAAAAGUACGCUAUGGCUGACUGGAUGGCCGGAUAUGAGAGACACAGUGUGUUCCCGUCCAUUUUCAAGAAGAAAUGUGCCGAUAUGGUCAAGGACAAGGAUGCGGGCUGCAAGUUCAGGGAGAUUUCUAAGGCCAUUCAUGAUUGCAACGUUAGGUUCGGGUCAAACUUCAACAACCCGGAAUUUGUGCCAGUUCUUGAACAACUAAGAGAUAGUAUCUCUGAUUUAAUAAAAACAAUAAAGAUUUAA